AUGCCGGUGCUGAAGCAGUUGGGCCCCGCGCAGCCCAAGAAGCGGCCGGAGCGCGGCGCCUUGUCCAUCUCCGCGCCGCUCGGCGACUUCCGGCACACGCUGCACGUGGGACGCGGCGGCGACGCCUUAUGCCGCAGGCCUCGCCGCCCGCCCUGCGCGCCUGCGCCCGCUGACCCGCUGCUGUCCUUCCACCUGGAUUUGGGCCCCUCCAUGCUGGACGCAGUGCUGGGCGUCAUGGACGCGGAGCGCCCGGGCGCCGCUGCGGCCAAGCCCGACGUGGACCCCGGCCCCGGGGCGCAGCACCCCCGGGCCCGCUGCCUCGCCAACGCGGACAUCGAGCCGGACGACGUCAUCGGCCUGUAGGGACCCCCAUUCCCUGCGCUCUUACCGCCCAGCGCCCCACUUCUUCCUACAUAAACCGACAAGGUCUGUGUC
Molecule: messenger RNA, 435 nt
Organism: Odocoileus virginianus texanus
Lineage: Eukaryota; Metazoa; Chordata; Mammalia; Artiodactyla; Cervidae
Source: RefSeq, a predicted model, not a curated record